GGGAACAUGUCUGUGCUGUGCUACAACAGGAGCUGCGGAAAGCGAUUUGACCCGGACAACAACUCCGAUGAUGCUUGCCUCUUCCAUCCGGGGGUACCCGUGUUUCAUGAUGCUCUCAAGGGUUGGUCCUGCUGCAAGAGGCGCACCACAGACUUCUCAGACUUCCUGAGUAUUAAAGGCUGCAGCCGGGGCCCCCACAACAGUGAGAAACCAGCAGAGGCAGUGCAGCCAGAGGUGAAGACAUCAGGAAAGAAGAAGGAGAUCGGAGAGGAGCUGAAACCUGGAGGAGACCCUUACAUCAUUCAAGCUCCUAAACCACAGGAGCAGGUCCAGAGACUGAGAGAUGAGACACCGCUGGUCAGAUUACAGCAAAAGGUGUCCCCUUCACUGAAUCAGGCUCUUGAAAAACUCAACCUUAAUGGCACUAAAUAUCCUGAAAACAAAGAGGAAGAGGGAGAGGAGGUGAAGAUUGGUACUUCUUGUAAAAAUGGAGGAUGCUCUAAGUCUUACUUUGGACCAGCAAGUGAUGAGGAAGUCUGCACUCACCACCCUGGAGUUCCAAUUUUCCAUGAGGGUAUGAAGUACUGGAGCUGCUGCAGGAGGAAAACAUCAGACUUCAACAACUUUCUGUCCCAGCAGGGCUGCACUACAGGAAACCACCUCUGGAAGAAAAACAAUCAUGGGACGAAGGUGAUGCCGUGUAGAUUUGACUGGCACCAGACCAGCAGUCAAGUUAUCAUCUCCAUCUAUGCAAAGAACUCCUUGCCAGAGCUCAGUUUUGUCGAGGCCAACAGCACCACGGUGAACAUUCGUGUAAUGUUUGAAGGAGAUAAAGAGUUUGAACAGAAGAUCAUUUUAUGGGGGGUUGUGGAGGUAAAAAACAGUGCGGUGAACCUGAUGGCUUCUAAGAUGGAGGUGUCUCUUAAGAAGGCUGAACCAAUCACAUGGGCCCGUCUGGACCUGCCCUCCCUCCCACAGAAUGAGGAACAGGAGGACACCAAGCACACAUAGCACACUCGGAGCUCACUUCCAGCUUGUUCCCCUCUUUAGUCUUUUGUCGCCUGUGUGUCUGUCCUCCCCUUCAGUAGUGUCACUGUGGCAAAUCUGAUUUCUUGCACUUGCACUUGACCUCCUUUUAAAUUAAAUGUUUAAUGUCAGACCUUUUAUUAAAAGUAAACAGAUGAAACCUCAAACCUUGCACAAGUCUGAUACAGGCACUAACACUGGCAAUGUACUGUAGCUUUAAUGAAGGGUUAAGGGAUAUAACUGUGGUUAGGCAGCUUAUUUAUCUAGCCACAUGGAUGAAUCAAUUUUAGUCUUAAGUUAUCUCUUUGAUAUUUUUCUCUAAUCCCAAAAAGGUUGAUUCUGUUCAUCUGGAUGUAGCGUUUUCAGUGGCAGAAACAUUCCAAGUUACUUGGAUAAGUGACUCGAAAUGUUUCUCCCACUGGAUUUCCUUACCUGGAUGAUUGAGCAUGCAUCAAGACAUUUUUCUCUAAUUAGUAUGUGUUGUUGUCAGCCUCCACAAUAUGGAAUUCAUGUGUUAUUUCUAUGCAUUCUCUUUAAGUGUCCUUAUACAAAAAUCACACAAAGAAGUCACAAAAGAUAUUUAUGAGUGUAAGAACACCAAUGUUGUUUCCAGUUAACACAGUAUCAGAUUUAUUCACCCUAACUGUAUGGAUUAUAUUUUUUAUUAUCAUUUGUGAAAUUAUUGUCAUAUUUUUGCCUUUACACUGUAACUUUUCCUGGGAGCCGGAACACCUGAUAGUCACUUAAGCUUUUUUUUUUUUAUAACUGUUGUUCGAAUUUUUAGGCUUCAUUGCCUCGUAAUGUCAUUCCUUGUAUGUCAUAACUUUGACAGCUCAGCAUUUUAAACAUAGGAUAAAUGUUUGACAGUGUUUCCAUUACAUGAGAUCAUUUUAUCAUGCAAUAAACUUUGCUAUGUACCUUUCA
Molecule: messenger RNA, 1950 nt
Organism: Pelmatolapia mariae (spotted tilapia)
Lineage: Eukaryota; Metazoa; Chordata; Actinopteri; Cichliformes; Cichlidae
Gene: chordc1a
Product: cysteine and histidine-rich domain (CHORD) containing 1a
Exons: 11
Coding region: 7-1011 (334 amino acids)
Source: RefSeq, a predicted model, not a curated record